Molecule: messenger RNA, 2815 nt
Organism: Cuscuta europaea
Lineage: Eukaryota; Viridiplantae; Streptophyta; Magnoliopsida; Solanales; Convolvulaceae
Source: the annotation of a GenBank genome assembly
AAUUUCCGCAUAGAAAUUCCUUACGCAGAAACUACUCAAGCAAAUGUGUCCAGAAUUCACUCUUCUUUCUCUCUCCACUCAACCCCACUUGUGGCCAGCUAUACUUUAUUGAACUGCUGGAAUUCAAGGGAGAUAAAGAAUCAGUCUAGCAGUGAGUCUCUCCAUUAAUGCAACUUUUCUUCUGAAUUUUCCAGCCUUAAUCUCUUCCUCAUCUCGAUAUCUCUCUGUGGUUCUACUCUUCAAUCACACUUCAGUCACUGAAGUUCAGUGUUCGUGUAUUCCCGGUGGUUUGCCUGUUUGAUGCUAUAUUGGAGCGGAGGUAAAAGGAGAUCGGGAGAUGGCAGAGGCUCCUGGCGAGAGAAGUGCGGCUGGGGCGCCUGAAGUGAGCUCCGGUGAGGAUGGAUGCAAUGCGCGACCAGCGGCGGCGGCGGAGCAGCUGUCUGUGUCGGCGUCGUACAAGGAAGGAAAGCCGUUGAGGAGAAGAGCGUCUAUGAGGCGGAGCCUCGAAGCUGAUGAGUUCAUAAAUCUGCUGCAUGGCUCGGAUCCGGUGAAAAUGGAGCUCAAUCGACUUGAGAACGAUAUCAGAGACAAGGAGCGGGAAUUGUCUGAGGCUCAAGCGGAGAUCAAGGCUCUGAAGUUGUCUGAGCGCUUACGAGAGAAGGCUGUUGAAGAGCUCACUGACGAGUUGAUGAGGACCGAGGAAAAGCUCAAGUUGGCAGAGUCUCUUCUACAAAGCAAAAACCUUGAAAUUAAGAAAAUAAAUGAUGAAAAGAAGGCCUCAAUGGCAGCACAGUUUGCUGCAGAAGCCACACUUAGGAGAGUUCAUGCUGCUCAAAAGGAUGAUGAUAUGCCUCCAAUUGAAGCAAUUCUUGCACCUUUGGAGGCGGAACUCAAGUUGGCUCGGCAAGAAAUUGCAAAGCUUCAAGAUGAUAACAAGGCAUUGGAUCGUCUCACCAAAUCAAAGGAGGCAGCUUUACUUGAAGCCGAGAGAACAGUCCAGUCAGCGGUUGCAAAAGCAUCUAUGGUGGAUGAUCUCCAAAACAAGAAUCAAGAAUUGAUGAAACAGAUAGAAAUUUGCCAGGAAGAGAACAAGAUUUUGGAUAAAAUGCAUCGUCAAAAGGUUGCCGAAGUUGAAAAGCUUACGCAAACUGUGCGUGAGCUUGAAGAAGCUGUUCUUGCCGGCGGCGCAGCGGCAAAUGCUGUUAGAGAUUACCAACGCAAAGUGCAAGAGUUGAAUGAAGAGAGAAAAACUCUUGACCGAGAGCUGGCUCGUGCCAAGGUAACCGCAAACAGAGUGGCAACUGUGGUCGCUAAUGAAUGGAAAGAUUCUAAUGAUAAAGUAAUGCCUGUAAAGCAGUGGCUGGAAGAGAGAAGGUUCUUGCAGGCAGAAAUGCACCAACUGCGGGAAAAGCUGGCAAUUUCAGAACGAGCAGCACGCUCAGAAGCGCAGUUGAAAGAAAGAUAUCAUCUGAGACUUAAGGUUUUAGAAGAAACUUUAAGAUCAUCUAGCACCAGCAUUCGCAGCACCCCGGACGGAAAGUGCUCAUCAAAUAACGGCCCUUCACGCCGUCAAUCAUUAGGUGGAGUUGAAAGUGUAUCAAGAUUGACCUCUAAUGGAUUUUUACCAAAGAGAUCGCCGUCCUUUCAGCUGAGAUCUUCUUCUGGCGGGACUAGUGCAGUGUUGAAGAAUGCAAAAGGGACAUCAAAGUCAUUUGAUGGUGGCUCAAGGUCAUCAUUGGACAGGGGUAAAAACCUUCUUAGUUGCACCGGUCCAAAUUUUAAGCAAAGCCAGUCAUGUGAUGGGGCCAAGGAUAGCAAGGCUCAAAAUAAUAAUACCUUGAAAGGAAACCAGGGCGAAAAAACAGAUGACUUACUACAAGUUACAGAGGAUACUGUGCCAGGAGUAUUGUAUGAUUUACUUCAGAAGGAAGUGAUUGCUUUGAGGCGAGCCGGUCAUGAAAAGGAUCAAAGUCUUAAAGACAAGGAUGAUGCUAUAGAGAUGUUAGCUAAGAAAGUAGACACCCUUACAAAAGCAAUGGAGGUUGAAGCUAAAAAAAUGAGAAGGGAGGUUGCUUCCAUGGAGAAGGAGGUCGCUGCAAUGCGAGUUGAGAAGGAACAUGAGAGUAGGGCAAAACAAUUUGGAUAUUCCAAGGGUCCUGUCAACAACAGUUCUCAGCUUCUUCCUGGAAGGACUAUAGCAAGAGGUGGGGUAACACGCAACAUGCAAUAGUAGUAAUGGUGUUCCCUCUCCCUGUUGUAAGAAGGAUCGGUGGAUCACGAACAUUGUUCAAGGUAUGUACAUGGAGUUGUGACCGUACAUGACGUGUCUACAUAUAAGAUAGGGCUGUGGCCUGGAAGCCUACUAAGAAAGAGACAUAUGCGGCGAGUUGGCGGAUAUUGACCGAGGAGGAAAAGUAAAUGUAAAUACGUCUAACGAAAGUAGAGGUAUAAGAGGAUUGCUCGGAAUGAUUAAGGAAAAUUUCUCUAAGCACAUAGCUAAUGUAGAAAGGUGGGAUGGUCCCCAUCGGAAACUGAGCUUAUGAGUAUUAGGGAGACAAUUGUUGGGGUGGCUCAUGAGGGCUGUUUUUUUUUUUAAAUUGAGUCGGGAUGCACUCAUUGAUCUUUUAGUUCAAUUGUUCAAGGCGGCUCUUGAUCUUUUAGUUGUUGAUAUUAGACAUCUCAUUGAUAUUUGAUAAUAUUAGUGCAUGCGUGCACUAAUAUUAGUAUUAGUGCAUACAUGAGAAUAUUAGUACGGAGUAUCUCUUUUUGUAAGCGCCUAAGCGGCCUAUGAAUUGUGCAUGCGUGCACUCGCCUC